AUGAGUCGAAUCAUUAUUCGCGCGCCAACUUGGUCUAAGCCCUCAUACGAAGUGGGUCAGGUCGGCCGCCCUUUCAACCAAUUCCUCAACUGGCCCAUGGUCACGAGGAGUGGUGCUGCGUUCUUCCUCAAUCACGAGGUCAACGCCCACCGCAAGAAAGUCUUCUGCCGCUGGGGCUCCCACUUGAACUCGCCUGCUUCUGCCUCAGCUCUCAACAAAUCUGACUGGCUAAGCCUUCAUGUCUUGUCAUGCAUUGCUGAGGCAGCUCGCCUCAGCGCAGGUACCCCUUCAAAUUUUGAGGAUAUUUACAUGUGCGAUCCAUCCAAGCUACACCACGGCUACCUGUUUCGAGGACUUCUUGACUCGCCGUUUCCGACCCGGUAUACGACAUGA
Penicillium argentinense is the source of this 393-nucleotide messenger RNA. RefSeq lists its product as uncharacterized. The transcript has a single exon. Bases 1 to 393 code for a protein of 130 amino acids. NCBI's taxonomy places the organism in Eukaryota, Fungi, Ascomycota, Eurotiomycetes, Eurotiales, Aspergillaceae. The record is from RefSeq and is a predicted model, not a curated record.